Molecule: messenger RNA, 1803 nt
Organism: Haemonchus placei
Lineage: Eukaryota; Metazoa; Nematoda; Chromadorea; Rhabditida; Trichostrongylidae
Source: the annotation of a GenBank genome assembly
AUGUCCGCUGUUUCCAUACAGGACCCACGUUCGACGCCUCGCCAUAUUGCGGAUCAACUAAAGCGAUUUGUUCUGGUCGCUGAUUCUCCUCAACCCGCGCCGCCGAAUGGUACGUCACUAUCUGAUGCCGGCUUUGUGCUGCUAAGCCUAAAAGAUCAAAUCCUCGUGGAAAACUCAAGGUCGCAGCACUUCUGUCAAGAGUUCAUUGCUAGACCGUUGAAUGGCGUAGAACUGUUGAGCAAAGUGGUUAUCGUCCUUCAAGGGAUCGUCAAUUCAAAUCAACCAGCUCCAUCAAAGAUAUCAAAUCUACUAUCAAGAAGCAAUACGAAUACCAACAGAAAACGGAAAGCAGCUGUGGCUGAAGCGGACUGCAUCGAAUGUCUAAAAAUUCUGUUGGAAAAAUCGGAUAACGCGUGGCGUCGAUUUCUGGAUUCUACCAACGGCUUGGAUGCUGUUCUUUUUUCGGUGAACAGCCCACAACUAGACUCGAAAUGUUAUGCUCUUGAGAUUCUCCUGCUAUUGUUGGAUCAGCCGCAAGGGUUUGUUAUUCUGAUGAGGGCGCUAACAGCAUUGACAGCUCGAAGUCGCGAUUACGUUCGAUUCACAUUAUUCGUUGCUCAACUAAAACACGGACUUCAUACAAAUAAACUACAUAUACAGAUUCUAAUUGUUCGCCUGUUCAACAAAAUGUUAGCCACAGCACCUUCAUCGCUUCAUCGAUCUCUAGUGCGAUCUGAAAUCACUUUAUCGAAAUUCAGCGUGGAAUACGUGGAAAGUCUCAUCGCUGCUCAAACAACUCCACCUGGCGGUAUGGAUGUUCUCGUUGAAGAACUGUCAUUGUGGAGAUCAGCAGGUCCACUCACAUUGCCUGCUUAUGGUGUGGAGCAUAAUCAUAUCUACGGGUUAUCCGAAACGGAAAGUGAUACUGCUCAAAGCGACCGACCACGCCAUGGUCGACCGCCUCUUGCCGGGAAGUACUCUGCGGGCAAUACCUCCUUAGCUAAGAAUGUUGAACGUCAGCGGUUCAAGAAACAAACUGGUAUGGGCUCCAGUGGGCGCUCCUCAGCGCCUGGAUACUAUCCCGAAGCCGAUCGGCAUUCAUCAAAUGCAUUCUAUCCUGACCGCCGAUCACUUACUUUGUCAAGUCGUACUUGGCAAGCACAAUCCGAUGCGUCCUACUCGCCACCCACGUUGAAUCGACCUAUUUAUAAUACUACUGAAAGACAGAAUUCAAGUGGAAUGCGUCGGGCUAAAAGUGAAAGUGCAAUGAUAGGACCUGAACGAGCUUCUUCUAUCGUUGGGCAGUUGAACACUUCUACUGAUAAAAUUCUUUACUUCAGAGGUGAAAGUCCAGACACUCUACCACGUGGGCUGAAGCGGUUCACACCUCAAGAGCAGCAGCUUUACCAUCCUAUCCAACAUUCGAGAGCAAUGUCAAGAAGUGUCCAUGACUUGACUACUCGUGAAGAUGCUGCAACGACAGCCACGUUAACUCGUCCGAAUUCCGCUCGACCGUCGUCAGCUCGUGCACAAAGUAGAACUUUAACGAGAAGAACGUCUUCUCCAGCUUACUCCCCUACAAGGCAUGAUUCGAGGCUACAAGUAGAUUCAUCAUCGCCACGUGCACGUUAUGCCAGCCCAUCGUCACCUCGGGCUCGUUUUGCGGAGCCACCGAUUGUUGAGGCUCAGGUUCCUCAUGCUGGCUUCAGCUAUCUGUUCCCCUCACAGCCAGUUGUCUCUAGUGUGGUUACGAAAAGGGCGAUAACACCGGAUCCACAUUCACAUUCAAGACAGGUUAGUUGA